Molecule: messenger RNA, 366 nt
Organism: Gossypium raimondii (Peruvian cotton)
Lineage: Eukaryota; Viridiplantae; Streptophyta; Magnoliopsida; Malvales; Malvaceae
Product: solanesyl diphosphate synthase 3, chloroplastic/mitochondrial
Exons: 4
Coding region: 1-366 (121 amino acids)
Biological process (GO): ubiquinone biosynthetic process; isoprenoid biosynthetic process
Cellular component (GO): transferase complex
Molecular function (GO): prenyltransferase activity
Source: RefSeq, a predicted model, not a curated record
AUGGCCCUUUCAUCCGAUCAAACACCCGAAGUUGCAAUGUCGGCUUUCGAAUACGGCAAGAAUUUGGCUUACGAUGUCACAGGCACAUCAGCUUCCCUGGGAAAGGGUUCUUUAUCUGAUAUACGGCAGGGAAUUGUAACUGCUCCAAUAUUAUUUGCUAUGGAAGAGUUUCCUUGGUUAAAAUCGGCUCUCGAGUACGUAUGGAAGAGUCGUGGAAUACAGAUGACGACAGAGCUAGCAAUAAAGCAUGCUAAUCUUGUUGCAGCAGCCAUUGAUUCUUUGCCCGAAAGUAGCAACAUCGACGUAACAAAGUCGAGACACGCACUUAUUAAUCUCACUCGAAUACUCGUCACUAGGAACAAAUGA